Xenia sp. Carnegie-2017 is the source of this 2186-nucleotide messenger RNA. RefSeq lists its product as uncharacterized. Bases 378 to 1988 code for a protein of 536 amino acids. Lineage: Eukaryota; Metazoa; Cnidaria; Anthozoa; Malacalcyonacea; Xeniidae. The record is from RefSeq and is a predicted model, not a curated record. The transcript is spliced from 2 exons.
AUGUUUUACUAUCUUGAUAAUGCGAACAAUAAAUUUAUGUUUAUUAUGUACAGAAAGGGUUUUUGUUGCCAUAGUUACGUUAUGUAUCACGUUUCCAACGUUUUUAAUGAAUAAAGAACACGUUUAUGUUCUCAUUCAGCGAUGUUGGCGUGUUGUAUCACUUGUAUGUUACAGCAAAGUAAAGGAAACGUUGCUCAACUGACACGUACAGUGGAGUCCAGUUAUAAUAAAUAUUUAUAAGUCUAGACAAGUCCCGUUACCUUAGCAACCAAUACGAGAAAAGGGGCGGAGCUUUGUUAUCAAUGCAAGAGCUAAAGAGACGCCGAGUGAUGAAACGAAUAACAAAUGGCUGUUAUAACCCAGAUAGUCUUUGAGAAAUGAAUUUAGUUAACCAUACAUUAAACGUCACUUGUCUAGCUCUUCUGUUAUUGUCUAUUGCAAUAUUUUGGUGCAAUAAGAAUUUAGAAAUUAAAAUCGACGAACUCGCAAUAGGCGCCCAAAUUUUGAAUCGUGAAUUGGAAAAGAUUCAUCAAACAUGCAAGGACAAAGUCGUUUCAUCAUUUCCACGCAUUCCUGCCACUCACAUGGUGAAACACAACGAGAAAGAGUUACUGAACUUGAAUGUUGAAAUCAACGUGACUUUUGUUCUACUACUUUUGCUAAAAGAAAAGGAUUCUUUACAAUGUCAUCAUCGACAAAUUAAAUCCAUACAGAAUACAUUUCCGGCUGGAAAAAUUAUCAGAUCUGUUGUUUCCCAGGGCAGCCGUAUCAUUGAGCCAAUACCAGGUGUUAAGACUAUUGAUAUGUAUUCCAGUAAGGCCAAGGCAUUGAAUAUGGCUGUAAAAGAAGUGGAUACACCUUAUUUUGUAUUACUACAACAAAAUUUUAUCAUUGAACCACAACAUGCAGACACAGGUAUACAAUGGCUACAUCAUGCUUUGGUAUUUACUCCAGGUGUUGACAUCAUUGGAGGUUCAAUGCUGCUCAAUAACAAUGAGCUUGUUGUCUCGUGCUAUUCCCUAAACCUAUGUAACUGGACAAUCAUACAAAAAUAUGAGUACCAAAGAAGCUUUGGUGAAAUCAUGAUUUGUGAUGAAGUCAGCCACAGCUUCAUGGCCCAGACAAGGAUCUUCAAUAAAUUUGAUGGUGAGCUUUUUGAUGAAAAUCUUGAAGCUGGGAACUAUAUGUUUAUUGACUUUUUUCUUCAAGCAAAAAAACUUCAUUUGACUGUGGCAAACAGACCUGAAGUGUUAUUUGUGCAAAUGGGUGCUUGCUCUGUCCCAGAGAAUUCUAUGCAGCACAUGGUGGCACUUGCAAAAAAAUAUAAAAUCAUGCGAUUCAAGAACCCUGAAAAUGAAAUGUACAGCAUUUGUGAUAGGCGUCUGGGAAAUAUUUGCUCAACAGAAAACCUUGUUAAAAACUUCAAAUUUCCAAGAUGGUAUGAAAAUGGAUUGUUUGCAUUUCCAUUUGUGAUUGAGCAAGCAAUUUCAACAUUAGAAAGUCUUGCUAAUAAGCUUAGAAAAUCUGGUAUUUAUUUUGUAUUGCAUGGUGAGACAUUGUUUGGUGCCAUUAUGACACAAUCAAUAUUACCAUGGGGACGUCUUAAUUUUAUUCACUUAAAAGCAUAUGCCAAAGAAAAAGAAGUCCUGGGUUUUGCAGUGGCAAAUGAUUAUAAACAUGAAAUAAAUGGUGAUACUAUAUCAAUUUUUGUGCAACUGCCAGGAUUUUCAUUGCCAAUGAAAGUAAUAAUACUACUUGCAUCUGAUAAAAGUGCAAAGUUCACAAAUGUCAGAGUGAAUGGAAAGCUCUAUCAUGCACCUCUUGAUCCAAUUGCUGAAUUGAAGUCCUUUUAUGGUGAUAACUAUUUACUUGGUGAAGACGGAAAAGCAAAAGACUUUUCAUGUAAAAUGGAUGGCCAUCAUGCAUGUCUACCAUCCAUGCCUAGUAGAGGCUCAAGCACUUAUAAGGAGAAUUAUUGUGAAAUAUAAUUGUUAGAACAGUAUAUAUUUUAAUGGCAUUAAACUUAAAGUAUGUACAUUUGUGAAUUAUUUGCUAUGAAAUAUUCGUUGUUGUAAAAAUUGUCUGUUAACAGUAGAAUGACAUUUAGAAUUAAAUAAUCACUAACAAAGUUGUCAAAAAGUCAAAACAUAGUAAAAAUAUUUUCAUUAUAUGCAUUUGGUUGCUAA